UUUCUGGGUAAAUCAUCAGCAGAAGAAAGAUUCAUUGUCUACAACUCAAGACGCACCAAUAUCAUCAAAACAGUUUUACCCAAUUCGUUUCGUCUUCUUCUUAAUCCUCCCGAUAAUUCUGUGUGUUCUUGUGGGUUUUUUCUUUUGGUUGAUAAAAUUUAGUUUUUUUUGUUAAUUUGAGUUGUUCAUCUGAUUUUUGUAGGAGACGUGCAGAAUUUUCUUCAGGGUUGAUCUUCAAGCAUCUUGUACAAGUGAAAAACUUUUACCAGAAUAAUCAUGAUCGGAAAUCCACCUGCAACACUUAGAGAUCUGCGGGAUAAACAGACUUCAUUUCUUGAGGUUGUCAAUGCUGAAAAGCUAUUGUGGGCAACGAUUCAAUAUAAAGGUAUAUCACACGCAGAGGUUAAAGAUCUGUACCGUAAGGUGCGCUCCGGUUAUGAGAAAAUCAUCCUUAAUGAUUAUCAAGCAGUUGAUCUUCAAGAGGUUGAAUAUUCUUUGUGGAAGCUUCACUACAAGCAUAUAGACGAGUACCGAAAGAAAAUUAAGAAAGUGUCGACUAGUGCAGAAAGCACAAACCUUAAUAGUCAGGUGGAAGGAUUCAAGUUGUUUCUCUCUGAAGUUGCUGAGUUCUACAAGGAUCUAAUUGCAAAAUUCCGAAGAACUUGUGGCCUCUCCGAGGAAAUGUUCUUGUUUAAAAAGAGUGGAGGUUCCGUUUCUGUUGAACCUGCAAUCUUGCAAAAAUGCCAUUAUGCAUGCCAUCGCUUUUUGGUUUGCUUAGGUGAUCUUUCAAGAUAUAUGGAGCUCUGUAGAAAACCCGAUGUUCAAAAAUGGGCUGUUGCAGCUACAUACUACUUAGAAGCAACAACAGUUUGGCCCCAAAGUGGAAACCCCCAAAACCAGUUGGCACUAUUGGCAACAUAUAUUGGCGAUGAUUUCCUUGCGUUAUACCAUUGUAUAAGAAGUUUGGCUGUCAAAGAGCCUUUUCCAGAUGCACUAGACAACAUUAUGUUACUAUUUGAGAAGAACAAAUCAUCUCAAUUGCAAUCACUUUCUACCGACGCCCACAUUGAUUUCUCAAAGCCAUUGAAAAGGCUUUCGUCACAGAUUAAGUCGCACUCAAGCAUGGAUUCCACAAACAUCAACAAGUUAGGAGCAAAUGACCAUGUUCUCCCUGCAAAAACUGAUGUAUGGCCUCUUUUCGUGAGGAUGAUAAGUUUCUUUGUGGUUAAACCCAGCUUUGAGGACUUACCUCACACUUUCGCAUCUACAAUGAAAGAGUUAGAAGCACUGUUGGCACUAAACGAUGCAGAACUGAAUUCAUCCUUAGAACCAUAUGAGCAAUUUGAUUCAUCAAGAAGAGGACCUUAUCGAUCCCUUCAAGCUGUCGCAAUCCUCAUCUUUGUAAUACAGAAUCUGAUUAAAACCCCAGAACUGAUGGAACUGAAAGGAAAAAAAGAUGAACAGCUUUCUACAUGUACUUCAUGGGCAUGGACUUGCACAUUUUCUUUCUUGGGCCAUCUUAUCCAGAGGUGUCUCACCAGCAACGAUCAAGUAAAUUGCUGCUCACUGUUGCCUUCUGUGCUUGUGUUUGUAGAGUGGUAUGUUGGCAUGCUUGAUUUUGCAGAAACUUAUGGUAAAGAUGAGAAGGUGUCUAAUGCUAAAUCGUAUUUCUUUGGUGCGUUGGUUGAUCUUUUGAGUGGAUUCGAUGUUAAGGAACACCAUUCGCUUAAUUCUGCAAAUCAAACCGCUUUGUGGGAAGACUAUGAGCUAAUGGGAUUUGGACCUGUAUCCCAGUCAAAUGACUUGUUCGAUUUCUCUACUCAUACUGAGAACAGACGCAAAUUUGAAGCUGGAAAUUCUGUUCGAAUUACUCGCAUUCUUCAUGCAUCCAUGAAAAUAGCUGAUAGAUUGAAGGGUUCUUCACAAAGUCCGAUAAUAUAUAAUCAAUCAGCAAGAAAGUUCUGUUCAGGUAAGGAUCCUGAAAAGUUGCCAAAGAAAAACGAGAGAGAUAUUCUGGAGGCCAUGGAAGAAGAGGAGGUGAUUCUCUUUAAGCCUCUUACUAGAUACAACUCAGAACCGAUUCAAACCUCAAACGAUGAACCAGUUGACGACCAAACAGAAACUUCUGAUGAAGGUUUGCGCCGUUCUGCAUCACUAUUUGCUGCACAAAAUGGGUCUCAUGAUUCAUCAAAAAAGAGUCCUCCAUAUUCUGCUGGACCUCCUUCCCUUAGUGCUUGGGUCCUUAACAGAGAAAGUGUAAGUCUUGAAAGAGAAAGAGGUUCCGGAAAUCCCAACAAGAAAGAGUUGGCUCCUAUCUCAGAAAUAGCCGUAGCUACAAAUGAUGAGCCAUAUGUUGCUCCUAUUCCAUCAGCCCCGUUGUUGCCUGAAGAUCCAGUUUGGCUCACUGGAAGUUCAUCAAAAGAGGGUGCACCGCCAGUCAGCAGUUCCACAAAUUUCCAUUCACCACAAGAACCGUUGGAUCUUAGUUCUGGAGUGGCUGGCUUUGUUGAUGCAUACCGUCCACCAGUGUUUGGAUUAAGUUCAGCUGAAUGGCUUUACCGGUAUACUCACAACCUGAGUCUUGAGCCAAGCAAUGGUAAUCAUCAUUGGCCAAUUUUGCCAACUAACCCUUCAGGAAAUCUUGGAAAAAUUCAUGGAUAUGAUGGUGGUUCAAGAUUUGAUGUUAUCGAUAGGUGGGGGAACCCGUUGCUUACGAACAGGAUGGUGUAUUUUGAGAAUCCAAAUUUGGUAUAUGGUGGUGGUGGUGGUGGUGGUGGUGGUAGUGGGGUAAGAGCAGAACAGCCACCACUUUUGCAGCACUUGAAAGAGAGAGAAUGGCAGUUGCAAACUGAAUCUCCAUUUAGUGGUAAUCCAUAUAUGGGGAAUUGAAUUCCAUUUAGAUAAUAUAUAUAGCUAUACAUAAUACUUGAUAAUACUUUGCAUAUGUAUCUCCUAUGUUUGAGGCUUGUACGUUAGAUCUGUACAGUACACACUUUGUAGUAAAUAUAGAGUGAUUUUGGAAGAAAGUGUAUCCAUGGCU
Molecule: messenger RNA, 3040 nt
Organism: Cynara cardunculus var. scolymus (artichoke)
Lineage: Eukaryota; Viridiplantae; Streptophyta; Magnoliopsida; Asterales; Asteraceae
Product: protein SMG7L
Exons: 6
Coding region: 277-2889 (870 amino acids)
Biological process (GO): nuclear-transcribed mRNA catabolic process, nonsense-mediated decay
Cellular component (GO): telomerase holoenzyme complex
Molecular function (GO): telomerase RNA binding; telomeric repeat DNA binding; protein binding
Source: RefSeq, a predicted model, not a curated record